This is a messenger RNA of Mercurialis annua (annual mercury), 1848 nucleotides long. RefSeq lists its product as uncharacterized. The record is from RefSeq and is a predicted model, not a curated record. NCBI's taxonomy places the organism in Eukaryota, Viridiplantae, Streptophyta, Magnoliopsida, Malpighiales, Euphorbiaceae. Bases 96 to 1610 code for a protein of 504 amino acids. The transcript has 6 exons.
UCUUAAAAAAACACAAAUGAAUGACAGACAGCACCGAGUAGAAGAAGAAGACGCCAUUCUUGAAACCUCAAACACUAAAAAAAAACACUUCCAAUAUGGUUCAGUUGAUGAACAACUCCAAGAAAACAUCAUCAAUCAAGCUCGACCUUGACGGUUCUUGUUUUGAAUUAGACCGACUGGGUCCGCUUUACAAACGUCUCAAACUCGAUUCUCAGUCUCAGAUGAUACCCACCAGUAGUCCACUUGAAGAACCGAGCCCACUUGGUUUGCGUCUCAGAAAGACCCCAUCUUUUUUGGAUUUAAUUCAAAUGAAACUUUCUCAAGGAAAUAAAAAUAAUAAUAUGAAGAAAGAUCACAAGGAUGUAGUUUUUAAUACUACUGAUAAGCUCAAGGCCUCUAAUUUUCCUUCUACCCUUUUGAAAAUUGGGAGCUGGGAGUAUAAGUCAAGAUAUGAAGGAGAUUUGGUUGCAAAAUGUUAUUUUGCUAAGCAUAAGUUAGUUUGGGAAGUUCUUGAUGGUGGUCUUAAGAAUAAGAUUGAAAUUCAAUGGUCUGAUAUUGUGGCUAUCAAGGCUAAUUUCCCUGAUGAUGGGCCUGAAACUUUGGAUGUUGUGUUGGCUAGACAGCCUCUGUUCUUCAGGGAGACUAAUCCACAACCUAGGAAGCAUACUUUAUGGCAGGCAACUUCAGAUUUUACUGGUGGAGAAGCUAGCAUCCACAGGCAACAUUUUUUGCAGUGCCAACAAGGCUUCAUGGGUAAACAUUUUGAAAAACUUAUUCAGUGUGAUCCUCGUCUCAACUUUCUUAGUCGACAGCCAGAAAUUCUGUUGGAAUCCCCAUACUUCGAGCAGAGACUUUCUCAGUUUUGUGACUUGAAUGAAUCUACGGAGGUACUUGAGCCUAAAGCUGAGAAGAGAUCUGCUGUAUUUGCUUUAGGGGAUUCAGCGUCGCCAGUUCUUUCGUCUUCCUUGAGUGAUGACCACCAUGUUCUUAUGGGUGGGACUCCUGAAAUUAUUUCUCAGCGAACUCCAUCAUUGAGCUCAGACGCCUAUGCAAUUGAAGAAAUCAGAAGUAUGAAAGCAUGCCGGCAGACAAUGCCAACCCAUUGGGAUCAAAUCAAGGUGCCUGGACUGCACCCAUCAAUUUCAAUGAGCGACUUGGUGAACCACAUUGGACAAUGCAUUUCAGAACAGAUAACCACCGGAAAUCCUACCAUUUCCGACAAUAACACAAAGAACAAUGAUAUUCUGGAGGAGAUCACUCAAUACUUGCUUAGCGAUUCUCAACUUACAUCUACAUCGGAUGAGCAGUCCCUCAUGUCCAGAGUUAAUUCUCUUUGCUGCUUAUUACAAAAGGAUCCCACUUCGGCAUUGAAUUUACAGGCUAAAGCUAACACUAAUCUUGAAUUAGAUGCUGGUUUGAGCCUCGGCGAAACUAAAUUCAACGCUGCAGAGCGUAAAACUCUGGAGGGCUUUUCGUUGCCAGCAGACCAAUCCAAUAACAUUUCAAGCUGCAAGCAAGCGCCGGCUAUGUCGAGGAAGGAUUCGGUUGGAGAGCUGCUGCUCAAUCUUCCAAGGAUUGCCUCCCUUCCGCAAUUUUUAUACAAUAUGUGAAGGGAUUUGGAUAAUCAAGUGUGAAGACUGUUGGAUCGUGGCGAACAAAAAAUAUGGAAGUCUGUAAUUGGUAUGUAAAUAUGGUGGUUUUAGUGUAUGAAUGUAAAUUGUAGUAGCUCGAGGAUUUAGAGAUUUGAUAUUGAUGAAGAAUCCUCCUGUGUGCAGACUAGGAAAGUGUUCUUUUCUGUACUUGUUUCUAUUAUCUCAACCUUUUAUAUCAUUUUCUUAAGAGUUUAAA